Molecule: messenger RNA, 947 nt
Organism: Paramecium sonneborni
Lineage: Eukaryota; Ciliophora; Oligohymenophorea; Peniculida; Parameciidae
Source: the annotation of a GenBank genome assembly
AUGGAUCAACCCUUGAUUCCUGAAUAAGGUCCAUUUUAAGGAACAACUCUACAUUUCUAAAGACACAUCUUCUAUUGGAAAAGAUGGACUUAUUUUUAAUUCUUUUUUUUAAUCCUCUCUACUUUACUUGGAGUUUGUUAUAUUUCAGAAAAUAAAUAUUAAAUCAAAGAAGAUUACACACCUAUUAUUGUAGGAACACUAAACUUAAUUCAAAUUAUUGUUUAUGUUGUGUGGAGAUGUACUCUAAAAUAAAAAGUAUUUUUAUAUUUUUGACCAUCAGAAUGACUUUAUUAAGUUAUCAGAAUAUUUAGAUUCCUAAUAGACUGUUGAUUAUGAAUGGCGUGAUGAAUUUGAUAUGCAUUAUUGUAAAAUAUUCUCUCUUAUUAGAGAUUACAGAUACACUAUUUACUCAAUCGAUAUUCAAAUGCAAUUGAAAUUGGGAUAUCUCUUUCGAAUUUAUGUAAUCCAUACCACUAUCUAUUAGAUGUACAAAUCUUAUUGUUAUGCCAUCCCAAUUUUACUUUAGAUCAUAGCCAUCAUCCUUAUUAUUUAUUUCUUUGAUUAUACACACAUUGAUCAAUGGCAAUAUUUCACAUUUCUUGCCAUAACCUUUCUCGUUGUAGGUUUUGAUAUCUUUGCAUUAAUUACUUACCCCUUUUAUUAUAUUCCUAAAUAUAUUCUUACUUUUUGCAGAAGAAAAAAACAUAUCAAACCAUACAAUCCUAGUACAUUUGAUUAGUCAAAUUCUUAAUGUGCCAUUUGUCUUAUAGAAUAUCAAAAAGGUGAUGUUUUAUACAUACUCCCUUGCAAUUCUAAACAUUUCUUCCAUCAAUGGUGUAUUCUAAAUUGGAAACAAUAUCAAUCAAUUUGCCCUUUUUGUAGAGCAGGUUUUGAAUAUUUGGAAUGAUUAAUGAUGAUAUCUACAUCAUUACUUAUUUAAAGUCAAC